Daucus carota subsp. sativus is the source of this 1686-nucleotide messenger RNA. RefSeq lists its product as uncharacterized. NCBI's taxonomy places the organism in Eukaryota, Viridiplantae, Streptophyta, Magnoliopsida, Apiales, Apiaceae. The transcript has 8 exons. The coding region runs from base 925 to 1686 and encodes 253 amino acids. Gene Ontology annotation, cellular component: RNA polymerase III complex. Gene Ontology annotation, biological process: transcription initiation at RNA polymerase III promoter. The record is from RefSeq and is a predicted model, not a curated record. Gene Ontology annotation, molecular function: nucleotide binding.
CCAGAGUUCCUAGGGCACCAUCUCUUCGUUGUUUAACCUUUGUGAUUGCUAUCUUGAGUUUUUUGACCGAUUUUUGUUAAUUGUGAGUUCCAUUUUGUCUGAUUGACAAAGUAUUAUAUGUUAUGCACACGAUGUCUUUAUCCCAUUCUCAUAUGCAAAGUACUCGUGUUAUAUAAUAAGCAUCAGGGAUUUCCUCAUUCAAUCAGUAGCAUAAGGUCAGCCCUCAGCCUCUGUACAACCGUUGUACGUAUAUGAAUAAAACAGAAAGCUCAAAACCCUAGGGGUUUUUUUUCCCGGUUUUCUUUCAGAAUUCUUACUUGCCCCUCUCUCUAUAUAUAAUAUACAGUCUAUUAGAGGCUUUUAACAACUAUCUAGUGGUAUGAGGAAAGUAUUUUGCGUUUUUGACUAAAAUUUUGAGCCUUUAAUUUCUUAUUAGUAGUAAAAUUAGUCAAUCAGAUAUCGACAUAUCGUAAUGUUUAGGAUCUUUUUGUAUACUAUGGGUGUUUGAAGUGAUCUAAAACCAGUCUAUGUGUUAUAGAGUGUUUGUGCUCAAAGCCUCAGUUAGUAGGGUUUUUGUAGGUUCAUCCAUAUCAAGAUGGAAGUUGUCCGUGUCUUGUUUUAAAAUUUGUCAUUAGCAUGUUAAUUGCUUUUCCUAGGACAUCAGUUGAACACGCUGUUUUUACUCAUUGCGGUAGAUAUAAGUUGACAUUUUCUGUCUUUGUAAAACUUCUGUCUUUUGUCCAUGUGCUUACUCUCGCGAAUUUUGGCUGGUCUUUUUAUGAUUUGGUCUGCUUGGUAUAAGUUACAUUAGCAUUGUAAUACACUAUAUUUAAAUGAGGUAGGGUAAAAUGCAGGCGUGCAGCUUGGUCUUGCUUCUUCUAACAUAGUAAGUGUGAUAACUAGGAACUGAAAGGCGGAUUCCUGAUGAAGAUAUUGAAAGCCAAUGCUGGGGCACUUACAAAUUUUGAGGUACUUGAAUUCCUGCGGUCUAGGGGGGCUGGAAAAGACACCACACGUGUUAUAGCUCCUGUAGCACCAUCAGAAUAUAAGGUUUUUGAUUAUUUGGAGCAAAGUGUGGCUUGUAAUCAAACAAAAGAGAGCAUCACUGAUUUCAUUUCAAGGAGUGAGAAAUUUAAACUUGCAAAAGCUGAGAUCAUUAACGUCAUUAACAUUAGACCUUCUUCUGUUGUCGAAAUCGACUCGAUUGUGGAAGAUUGUGACGGACGAUUUGGAGAAAAUAUUGAUGAAUUAGUGAUAUGGUGGCAGAAGUGUUUCCUUUACCAACUUCAAUUGAAACUAAUGAGGCCGAGAAUGGUGCUCAGCAAUUCUUUGCUUGGAUCAUAUCAUGCUGAGUUUUACACCAAUCUGGCUGGCACUAAAGGAAAAGGUACAUGGUCAAUUAGUAUUGAUGAUAUAGUACAUGGUCAUCCCUUUGCUCACCCUCGAGUAAAUAUAUACACCUUACUCGAGUAUUUUGUUUCAGGGGGUGCUACCAAGGAAGUGCCCAUUGAUGAUGCUAGUUAUAGCAAAUUACAGGGUACUGAUUAUAAGUGUGCUGAAUCACCUGCAUCAGAAACCCUGUCUGAUAUUGAAGAUCUUGAGCUUAUUCCCUUAGCGCAAUGUAAUUUGCAUGUGAGGUUUGCUGUAACGAGUGCAUUUAUGUCAAAUUGGAGACCAUGCAUCUAA